GAAAGGCAACAGUUGACGCACAAAGAUCGCUUGUGUGACUUCGGUGUUUGGUUUUCAACCUCGUUAAAAUAUUUUCUUGGACUUCGGUCACUGCAUUACGGCUGCUCUGAUUGUAAUGUAACUACAGACAGCCCGCAGCAUGGACGGAGAAGUCUCCGAGUUAUCCGGCCCCUCUCUUCCCCUCUCCGCUCUGCGGCUCUUGAUAUCACCGAUUCGGCUGGUCUCUGCAGCGAUCUGGCAGACUGUGGAGCAGAAGGUUGUGUCAGACUAUGGGUUGCUUGAGGAGUUUGUGUUUAUGGUCACUGAGAUCGUUCCUCAGCUUCUCUCUACGAGGCAGCGUGCUGAACUUGUUUUGGGACUCAGAGCACGACUGAUCCUGGAGCUGUGUCGUUCCGAUGACACUGCUGACCUCCAGGUUAUUCAGCCACACCUCGACCGGCUGCAGAAGCUCAGGUCAUUGUGGAGCGUGGAGAAUGCAGAACAGGCGUCUGACUCUCAUUUCAUGGGCCUCAUCCAAGAUCUGCUCAGAGAUCCAGAAGAGCGAAGAAAUUUCUUUAUGGAUGUUUUCCCAGGAGACUUUGGUCCCACAUAUGACAAAGCAAUCCAGACACUGAUGUGGUUGUUUUUGUCAAGACUGGAAAAGCUUCUACCCACCAAAACUCUCCAGCAGAUUGCCUCACUGCUCAGCGACACCACAUCUGUUCUGAAUGAAUGCAUGGAGGCUUUCUCUCAGCCUCAGGAGCUCAAAGUCUUGCUCGACAAUCAAAAAGAUAUCAGCCAAUUAGAAGACAUUGAGUCUUACAUCGUUGACAGCGGCAUCUUGUCGGCUCUGUGUCUCCCUCCAGUGGAAAGAGUCGUGAUUGUCAACGAGCAAACAGAAACGGAUGCAGAGAGCAGUCUCGUGUACACUGUCUGCACAGAGAUGGAGGUGGAAUCUGAGAACAAAGAGGUGUACGUGGAGGGAACUGGGAACUCUGAAGAGUGUGUGCAGACUGGGUGGUUUGGCCUUAGUGGUGAGGUGAAGGCAGAAAUGGACACAGUGGUGGUCACGGAUACUGUGGAAGGCACUGAGGCCAGUGAGAGUGAAAUGGCAGAGGACCGCAGUGACAACCAAUCAGGAACACUGAUCAUCGGGGAGGACGGCCAGGUGACGGUGCUGGAUGGCGUGCAGAAAAAGUCAAAUAGACGUGGGAGAAAAAAGAAACGUCCUAUAGAUGAAGACUUUGAAGUGGAAAUUGGCGUGAAGGACAAAAAAGAAGACCCAGAAAGUGACGCACUGCUGGAAAGGUCAGUGCGUAAGAACAGAGGCCUCAAGAUGAAACGGUACUUGUCGCAGUGGAGGAAAUCUGGCAAGACACAGGGCUCCAAUACCACCAGCAGUGGACCCAGGAAGUUUGGCAGGUCCCAAGGGUCAGCCAAAAGCAACGACUUGGAUGAGAGAACCUGUAAGGUCUGCAGCAAGGUGGUGAGCCAUGCCAAGUUCUUACAGAGACACAUGAAUCAGCACUCAGAGGAGCUGCCCAUCACGUGUCCUUCAUGCAAAAAGCUUUAUAAGAGCUUGCGUUCAUUGCAGCAGCACAGAUGUAUAAGUGUGACAAAAGCAAAGGCUGGCAAGAAAGCCAAGGAGCAAGACACCACAGCAGAUGAAGGUGAACAGUCAUCAAGUGGGAUUCCUUGUGAUGACAUAAAUGAAGAGCAGCCAAUGGACAACACCACCCAGGAUCCCGAUUACUCCCCCCCUGCAGAGAGGUCUUCCAAAGACUCAGGACAGAAAAGCCCUGAAGGAAACAAGAGCGUGUUAGAAGGCCCGUUCUACUGCCCUCACUGCAGUGUUGAGUUCAAGUGCAAACAAACAUUUAGGUUCCAUUUAAGAAACAUUUGCUACAAUGAGCAGCAGGUGGACCCUGAGAGGCCUGAUGAUGUUAAGCAUUGUUUCAGGUGUGACGAAUGCGACAAGGCGUUUAGGUACAAAUCAACUUUGGAUUCCCACAAACAGACUCACAACCCGCUGUACUGCGAGGUGUGUAUGAAACUGGUGCGUGACUCAGAAGCGUUGGCCAUGCACAGAGAGUCCCACACACCUUUUCAGUGUAACCGCUGUGAGGAGAACUUCCCAGUGUUCAAGGCCCUUCAUAAGCACUACAUCGACGUCCACAACCCCACCGAGCCGUUCACCUGCUCGCACUGUCAGACCGUGUUUGCCAGUUUGAAGCGUUUCAUUAGACACGAGUGGAAGCACACGGGUUACCAACCGUUUCAGUGCCCCCACUGUAGUAAAAGAUUCCGCUCCUACUCCGACCUCGUGGAGCACCAGAAAAAGCACACUAAAGCGUACCCGUUCCUGUGCUGGGAGUGCGGCAAGAAAUUCCGGCACGGCAUCACGCUAACGAGGCACGUGGAACGUGUGCAUCACUCCGGCGAACCCGUGACUGAAAAACCCACGCCGACCUUCGCUUGCCCUCAGUGCGGGAAGACGUUCACUUCAAGAAGGUGCCUCCUGAAACACGACAAUUUCCAUCACAAAGGGCUCCGCUUCCCGUGCGAGCAUUGCGGGAAGGGGUUCUUUGGCAAGGACGCGUUGGUGAGGCACACAUUGAUACACACGGGCGAAAGGCCUUUCAAAUGCGACGACUGCGAGAAGUCGUUCAGAUCUGCGGCAGAAUUAAAGAUACACAGGAGGUACCACACUGGAGAGAGGCCAUUCAAGUGCAACAUCUGUGAGAAGGGUUUUGUCCAGUCCUGCUUUCUUACCUUACACAUGCGAACCCACACUGGUGAGAGGCCAUAUGUUUGCACAGUGUGUAGCAAAGGGUUUUCAAGCCUGCAUGGCUUAAAACGACAUAGGAGACUUGUUCAUGCAUAGAUUAUCUUAACAUCACGCAUUUCUAAAAGGAUGGUCAGAUUAACCAGCCCGUGCUGAAGGACACUGGUGUUGGCUGUAGACCGGAGUUGAUGGAUUAACCUCUCAGUAAAGGAUGUUUCAGCUGAAUAGAUGCUCACAAAGAGAUGGACUAAGUUUUCCAUUUGAAGGAGAUUUUCUGUAAAAUAUCAGCCUUAUUGCUGUUUCUAUGGCUGACACAGCAUUGGAUUGUUAGAAUGUGUGUAAUUUCAUUGUGCAUUAAAAUGUAACUUUGUAUUUUUUACAGAAACAUUUGUUGUAGUUCUACAUAAGAUUUGUAUGUAUAAAUGGGAUAAACCUUAAAGGACUCGUACCCUUUCCAAGAAGAGUUUUCUUUUUGCCUCUCGCUGGUUCUGUUCCGAAAGCUUCGGCAGCUGCAGCUUUAAGUGGAACUGGAAAUGCAGCUGCCUGCACCUUUCAGGCCAGGAAAACACAAACUCAGUUUCUGCUCGUUAGCUUAACAUUUUUUCACUUUCUAAUAUUGUGCUAUAGCUAUUUUUCCCAUAUUGCUGUGGCCUGUGUGUGUAACUGAAGCUGAUAUUAUGAUUAGCGACUCACCAUGCUAACAGGAUUUUUGUAGGGGUGACAUUGCCAACAGAAAAUAAAAGUAAGCCAGUGGGUGUUUAGGCAUCACACAAAGUUUAGCUGGAUUAUUUGGAGGCUGCAUAUUCAGUACUUGUCACACAACCUUUUGAGUAUUUUUUUUUUUUUUACCUUGUUUUUUAUCUUUUGCUUUACAGCUGCGUGACUUUGGUGUUUUAAUCAGAAAGUAUGCAUUAAAACACCAAAGUCACACAAACUAAUCAUUGGCGGCUGCAGCAGAUCAAUAACUCGUGUUCUUUGAGGUAAAAUGACUGUUUUUGUCAACGAGACCAAGAAUAUUUUAUGUUCUUCCUCAGCAUGAGCUGUCCAAAAGCAAAUAAAGGAAGUGCAGCCUUUAUGUAGCCUUUAUUACAAAUUGGUAUAAUUUAUUUGCUGUGUUGGAUUUCAUGUUGAUAGUCUGGUUGGGUAUGUCCUACAACCUAAUGCUGGAAAACUAAGCCUUGAUGACGGCUGUGAGACUGCUGCAGUCAACAGAGCAUUUGGCUUACUUUGCUAGUAAUUACAAUGUAGACUUGGCAGCAUGCUGUCCUUUCACCUUUACACUCAUUUUGAAACAAACUAUCAACAAGGGGGAAGUAUUAAUCAGUUAUUCUUUGGCUCCUGGAGAAAAUGUCAGUAUCUUGUAAAGCUUGCUGUGGGAUUGCUAAAGAAAUGGCAAUAGUUACAUUUUCACAGCUUUGAUUUUUACACCAUUAUUAUUAAAAUGUCACCACUCAAAGUGGAUUUCAAGAAUAUGGGACCUUUGACUGUUUUUCUUGAAUAAAAUGAACAUUUGAU
This is a messenger RNA of Archocentrus centrarchus (flier cichlid), 4279 nucleotides long. Its product is annotated as zinc finger protein 135-like. The record is from RefSeq and is a predicted model, not a curated record. Lineage: Eukaryota; Metazoa; Chordata; Actinopteri; Cichliformes; Cichlidae. The transcript has 7 exons. The coding region runs from base 140 to 2863 and encodes 907 amino acids.